Messenger RNA from Tarenaya hassleriana, 2263 nucleotides. Its product is annotated as ubiquitin carboxyl-terminal hydrolase 19-like. The record is from RefSeq and is a predicted model, not a curated record. Gene Ontology annotation, molecular function: cysteine-type endopeptidase activity; cysteine-type deubiquitinase activity. Gene Ontology annotation, cellular component: nucleus; cytosol. The transcript has 11 exons. Bases 54 to 1868 code for a protein of 604 amino acids. Gene Ontology annotation, biological process: protein deubiquitination. NCBI's taxonomy places the organism in Eukaryota, Viridiplantae, Streptophyta, Magnoliopsida, Brassicales, Cleomaceae.
GGACGAAAGAGGAGAUUGAUCGACGUUCGAGAGCGAGAUUUUUCGGGAAUUAGAUGCAUGAGGUCGGAUUCCCGGUGGAUCUGAAUCUCUUCACGCAGCUUGUAGUGGCACUGUUCUUCAUCUUCGUCGGUGCUGUGUACUUAAUCAGAACCACCGUGGCGAAGUACUCCGAGGUCGGCGGCGCCGGUAAUUUCGGUCGGGAACGCAACCGGGAAGCUAUGGCAGGGGACGCGGCGGAAUGCGCUGUCUGUGGGAAAGUUUCCAGUAAGAAGUGCUCUCGCUGCAAAUCCGUCCGAUAUUGCUCAGCAGAAUGCCAAAGAUCAGACUGGAAUUCUGGUCAUAAAAGAAAAUGCAAGGAAAUUGGAAGCAUUAAUUCAACACCAACCAAAAGUAGUGAAUUCGGGUUCAAAGCUUCUUCUUCGGAGAACGGAUUCGCUUCAAAGGUUGCAUUGGUUCCUAAGCAGGGCGAAAAUAGGACUACCCAAAAGCUUAGAGAAAUUCUUUUCCCAUACGAUGAAUUUGUUAAAUAUUUCAACUGGGACAAGCCGGGGUUUGUUCCAUGUGGACUCAUCAAUUGUGGAAACAGUUGUUUCGCCAAUGUGGUCCUACAAUGCCUAUCCUGGACUCGUCCUCUUGUAGCUUACGUCCUAGAGAAAGGCCACAGAAGAGAAUGUAGGCGCAAUGAUUGGUGUUUCUUUUGUGAAUUUCAAACCCAUGUUGAAAGAGCAAGUCAAAGUCGACUUCCUUUUUCUCCGAUGAACAUUAUUUCGCGUUUACCUAAUAUUUGUGGAAAUCUUGGGUAUGGGAGACAGGAGGAUGCUCAUGAGUUCAUGAGGUUUGCCAUUGAUACCAUGCAAUCUGUUUGUCUCGACGAAUUCGGUGGAGAAAAAGUGGUCCCUCUUCGAUGCCAAGAAACAACACUUAUUCAAUAUAUAUUUGCUGGUCACCUUCAAUCACAGGUGAUGUGUACAGUUUGCAAUAAUGUUUCUAACCAAUGCGAGAAUAUGAUGGAUUUAACGGUUGAGAUCCAUGGGGAUGCGAUAUCGUUGGAGGAAUGUCUGGAUCAGUUCACUGCCAAAGAAUGGCUUCAAGGAGACAACAUGUACAAGUGUGAUAGAUGCAAUGAUUAUGUUAAGGCAUGGAAGCAUCUUACAAUUCACCGAGCUCCGAAUAUUCUUACGAUUGCUUUGAAAAGAUUCCAGGGUGGGAGAUUUGGAAAACUGAACAAAAAAAUUAGUUUUCCCGAGAAAUUGGAUCUUAGUCCUUACAUGAGUGAUGGUAGAGGAGAUGGUACGGAUAUAUACAAGCUCUAUGCAGUGAUUGUCCAUUUAGAUAUGCUGAAUGCUUCAUUUUUCGGCCAUUACAUUUGCUACGUAAAGGAUUUACGUGGAAACUGGUAUAGAAUAGAUGAUUCCGAGGUAGAAAAUGUCGAAUUGGAAGACGUGCUUUCUCAACGAGCUUAUAUGCUCCUCUAUAGCAGGGUUCAAGCCCGGCCAUCAUCAUCAUGCCUUAGACUCGAUGGUGUUCAUAACGAGAAGAAACCCGAUAAAAUAGAAACAGAAUCUCGCCAACGAGCCGCAGUUGAGAUCAUGCUCCUGCAAUGUAAUGGAGUUAUUUCACGGACGGAAGAAUCUGAACGCGGAAAAGAAUCGACAUGUGCGAUGAAAGCAGUGGUUGAUGAAAGCGAAUCCGAUUCAAACCCUUCAAUUGAGGUCGAAGACGAUUCAGCGAGGGAGCAUAAGGAAGAGCCUCUGGUGAAAAUUAUCGCCGUUGAAUCUUCUGCGCGUAUGCCUCCAUCGGGCGGUACGGAAUCUGAACCGCCAGCGGUGAAAGAUACAGAUACAUAUACAGAGAUGGUUGAUGCGUAGUGACGGAGUAUGAUCUGUUUAUCCAAAGGAUGUGGAACGCAGCCAAAAAAAAACUUCUUUUGUUGCCUUAAAAGAGCAGAAGAGUUUCAUCAACUUACACGUGAAUUUAUAUUGUCGGAAGGGUAAUGAUUGGCUGUGGACAGAAGAGAAAAGCUCACGUGGGAUUUCAUAUUGCGUAGAAAUCUAGGGUUCUUGUUGGAUUCUAUCCACUGGUCGGACAAUUUUUAUUUCUGGUUAGUUGUACGAGUGAGGUUGCCAUUGUUAUUUCUGGUCAUCUUUAGCUUCAAUUUUUUUUUUUUCAAUUUUAAAACAGACUAUCAUUCAUUACGAAUUCAAUUGUAUUUAAUUUUUACUGAUACAAAUAGUAUUUUUUUAAGAUAUUCUUAAUUUUUCAA